AUGAUGCAUGGUUAAUCUAAAUCAAGGACUGAAAUAUUGUCUGAAGAAGAGAUAAAGCAAAGAGCAGAAAAAGGACAAUAGAUAUUAGAUUCUUUAGACUAUUUUUUUAAAGUGAGAAAAAAUCAAGUGAAUUAACCUGAAGAUCAAUUAGCUUUUUCAGAACUUAUGGCUAAGUUAUGUCCUGAAAUUGCUACUAUUUAUAAUUACAGAAGAGAGGUGCUUUAAACAAAGUUUGAUCAUUUAGGAGGAUUACUUACAGAAUCAAAAAGCAUAGAUGCAUAUAAGUAGUUAGUCAAAUUGAUUCAAUCUGAGUUUAUGCUCAUAGCUAUAUUACUAAAAUAGCAUCCAAAAUCAUACACUCUUUGGACUCAUAGAUAAUGGAUGGUUUUAAGAAGCUAAGAAAUAGAUUAGCUCAUUAGUUCAAUUAAUUAAGAUAACUAACUUAAAUUGAUAGAAGCCAUCAAACAGGAAUAUGAAUUAUGCAGCAAAAUGUUAGACAGAGACGAACGUAAUUUUCAUGUUUGGAAUUAUAGAAAUUGGUUAUCAUCAAUUUGUGCUUUUGGAAGAGAAGAUGAAUUUACUAAGAAAAAGAUUGAAUAAAACUUUAGUAAUUUUUCGGCUUAUCACUUCAGAAGCAAAUUUUUUAUGAAAAACUACAAUUAACCUGAAAAUAUCAUUGAGAGAAUUAAAUCUGAUAAAAUUUUAGAAGAAACAGAACUAAUUUAAUAAGCAAUUUAUAUACAACCAAAAGAACACGGUGUUUUUUUAUAUCACAGAUGGCUAGUUGGUGUUGUUUAACCCUUUGGUGUAACAAAAGUCGAAAAGAUUUCAAAUAAUUCAGUCACAUUAUAAUUUAACAGGGCAAUAACUAAUGUGGAGAACUCCUUUGAACUGUUUAAUAACGAAAAUGCUCUCAAAAUUAUCAAUGUGAAAGUGGAAGGCAUUAAUGUUAUUAUUACUUUUGAAGAACAAUAACUAAAUAACUUAAAAAUAAGGAUUCUUAAUUAAAUAUAUUAAAAUGGAGCUUUAGAUACAAUGAUUAGUGAAGAUGAGUUCUCCAAAUUUCUAAUUCCAAGUGAAAUCGAUGUAACAUUCGAUAAUGAAGGAUUUAAAUAAACUAAUACUAUUUAAUAAGAGUUUUAAGGGGCAAUACAUGAAAUUAAUAAAUAUCUUGAUGAGAAUAUAGACUUCAUCAAGUAGGUUAUUGAAGAAGAGAAAGAGAAUAGAUUCCCAUAUAUUCAAAUAUUAUAUUUAUUUUAAUUCAAACUACGCACUCAAAAGUUGAUUGAUGCUAGCAAAUCCAGUGAGAUCGUUAAGGAAGCCUUACAACAUUGUGAUAAGUUGAAAAAGAUUUAAAAUGAUCACCAAGCCUAAUUUCUAUUUGAAUUUUGGAGUUAAUUUUGA
Paramecium tetraurelia is the source of this 1404-nucleotide messenger RNA. RefSeq lists its product as uncharacterized. Gene Ontology annotation, cellular component: cytoplasm; Rab-protein geranylgeranyltransferase complex. Gene Ontology annotation, biological process: protein geranylgeranylation. The record is from RefSeq and is a predicted model, not a curated record. Lineage: Eukaryota; Ciliophora; Oligohymenophorea; Peniculida; Parameciidae. The transcript is spliced from 5 exons. Gene Ontology annotation, molecular function: Rab geranylgeranyltransferase activity.